AACUCUCAAGUAUCGAAAGUAUCGAAUGCAGGACCGGUGGGAGGGAGUGGUUUAAGUUAGCUCCUCCCUCCUUAUAUACACACCUCGCUUCCAUAUUUCAAAUUACUCUCUCUCUCUCUCUCUCUCUCUCUCUCUCUCUCUCUCUCUCUCUCUCUCUCUUGUAUACAAGUCCCUAGACUCUGAAAAACUAUACACUCUGUUUUCCUCUGCUCCUUGUGGUGCUCCCAUCGCCUCACGAAACUCUCAAAUUCCCACAGCUUUGAAUCAGAAAAGACCAAGAGCAGCAAUUCACCAUGCUACAAAAGAGUAGAUGCCUUCGUAAUUUGAUUCCUUCUUCGAGUUUUGCUUCUUUACCAAAGAUUUCAGUUUUUUAUGCAUCUGGAGCUGCAUCUUCCGUCCAAGAAGCCUUGGAACCGUCUCCUUACAGUGGCAGUGACGACGAGAAUGGGGACAUCGAUUGGGACAAUCUGGGUUUUGGAAUCAAGCAAACCGACUACAUGUAUGUCACCAAAUCCACUUGCGACGGGGUUUUCGAGCAAGGCCAACUUAGCCGCUUUGGCAACAUUGAAUUGAACCCUUCUGCUGGGGUCUUAAACUACGGCCAGGGAUUGUUUGAAGGUACAAAGGCAUUUAGGAGAGAAGAUGGGCGUCUCUUUCUGUUUCGUCCAGAUCAGAAUGCAAUCCGAAUGCAGUUUGGUGCUGAUAGGAUGUGCAUGCACUCCCCUUCCAUUGACCAAUUUGUCGAUGCGGUAAAACAAACAGCCCUUGCCAACAGGCGUUGGAUUCCCCCUCCAGGAAAAGGGUCUCUUUAUAUUAGGCCUUUGCUCAUUGGAAGUGGACCUAUAUUGGGUUUGGCGCCAGCGCCUGAAUACACAUUCCUUGUGUUUGCUUCCCCUGUUGGCAACUAUUUCAAGGAAGGCUUGUCAUCCUUGAACUUAUACAUUGAGGACGAAUUCCACCGUGCCACUCGUGGUGGAGCUGGAGGUGUCAAGUCCAUUUCCAAUUACUCCCCGGUUUUGAAAGCAUUAACUAGGGCGAAGGGCAGAGGAUUUUCUGAUGUCAUAUUCCUUGAUUCAGUGUACAAGAAAAAUCUUGAGGAGGCCACUUCUUGUAAUGUUUUUGUUGUGAAGGGAAAUCAUAUUUCAACUCCACCAAUUAAUGGGAACAUUCUUCCUGGGGUCACACGGAAAACUGUCAUCGACAUUGCCCGCGAUCAUGGUUACCAGGUUGAAGAACGUACUGUUCCAGUAGAGGAAUUGCUUGAUGGUGAUGAGGUUUUCUGCACGGGAACUGCAGUUGGUGUUCUUCCUGUAGGUAGCAUAGCAUACAAGGGGAAAAGGGUUGAGUACAAAACAGAUAGUCGGCUUGUGAGUCGGGAUCUGUACUCGACACUCACUGGGCUUCAAUCAGGUGUCAUAGAGGACAAGAAGGGAUGGUUGCUUGAGGUCGAAUAAGCCUUCAUGUUCUCAGAUUAGUUUGCAGCCGCAAAACAAAUAAGUACGGAAGUAUAGCCUACUCUCCAACUUGUUUCUUAGAUGUAAAAAUAAGGAUAGUUGUUAAAUGGAUGCAUUAUUCGUGAGUCACUGAAUAAGUACAUGCAGGGAAUUGCCAUUCUCUACUUUCUCUGGCUUCUACAUUUUUUAAAAGACAUUGUUUUUAAUUUUUAUUGUUUUUGAAUUUC
Molecule: messenger RNA, 1681 nt
Organism: Rhododendron vialii
Lineage: Eukaryota; Viridiplantae; Streptophyta; Magnoliopsida; Ericales; Ericaceae
Product: branched-chain-amino-acid aminotransferase 2, chloroplastic-like
Exons: 10
Coding region: 294-1454 (386 amino acids)
Biological process (GO): branched-chain amino acid metabolic process
Molecular function (GO): branched-chain-amino-acid:2-oxoglutarate transaminase activity
Source: RefSeq, a predicted model, not a curated record